AUGACGGUCGAAAAGAAGUACGGCGCAACAUUGGCUAGUGGCAAGCCAAGACCAAUUGGUGAUCAUCCAUAUUUUGUAGAAGAUAAUGAAGAUGAAACAGGUUUUAUCACAAUUCCAGAAAAAUACCAUAAGUUAUCAAGUUAUCCAGAUUUCUUACCAACCUGGGACAGAAAAGAAAAAGAUCCUCCGUAUGAGUUUUUCGAAUAUGAGGACCCAGGCACCAGAGUUAAAGACACCUCCUUACCAAAUCUAUUUCCUAAGGAUGAAAAAGAGGAAAUUAAGAUUACCAAGUUGAGUCCAAAAUUGGGGUCGGAAAUUACUGGUUUACAAUUGAGUAGUUUGAUCGACAAUGACAAGGCCAAAGAUGAAUUGGCUUACUUGAUUGCCAAGAGAGGUGUAUUAAUUUUCAGAGAUCAAGACUUGGCCAGUAAAGGCCCUAAAUUUGCUGCCAAAUUGGUAGAAUAUUUUGGUCCCUUACAUACUCAUCAAACUUCUGGUCAUCCAAAAGAUGUUAAAGAGAUCCAUGUAGUUUAUCGUAGACCAAUAGAAGAAGAUUAUGCAGUAGUCAAAGAAAUUGCUGGAAGAAGAUCAUGGCAUUCUGAUAUCACUUUUGAAUUGCAACCUGCCAGUUAUACUUUUUUUUUAAACAUCGACAGUCCAGGGUCUGGGGGCGAUACUUUGUUUGCCGAUACUGUAGAAGCCUACAAGAGGUUAUCUCCUAAAUUUAGAGAGUUUUUGGAAACUUUAAGUGUUGCGCACACAGGUAAGGAUCAAGCUCAAUUUUCCGGAAUCAAAGGUGGUAUUAUCCGUAGAGAACCAGUUGAAAAUGUUCAUCCAUUAGUUAGAGAACAUCCUGUUUUGAAGGAAAAAAUUUUAUUUGUCAACCAAGGAUUUUCUAGAAGAAUUGUUGGACUAAAAAGGGGUGAAAGUGAUGUUCUUUUAGACUUUUUAACCGGAUUGGCCGAAAAUACCCAUGAUUUGCAAAUUAGAGCACAUCAUACCCCUGGUUCUGUUGUUAUCUGGGAUAAUAGAAGAACUCAACAUGGGAUAACUUUUGAUUUUGACAAGCCGGUCUUGAGACAUUUGGCCAGAGUCACUGCUACGGGUGAACGUCCAGUUGUUGACUUGAAAUAUUUAAAUGAUAUAAAUUACAAGCCAUAG
Messenger RNA from Saccharomycodes ludwigii, 1161 nucleotides. RefSeq names its product TauD/TfdA dioxygenase family protein. The record is from RefSeq and is a predicted model, not a curated record. The transcript has a single exon. Gene Ontology annotation, molecular function: sulfonate dioxygenase activity. Lineage: Eukaryota; Fungi; Ascomycota; Saccharomycetes; Saccharomycodales; Saccharomycodaceae. Bases 1 to 1161 code for a protein of 386 amino acids. Gene Ontology annotation, biological process: sulfur compound catabolic process. Gene Ontology annotation, cellular component: cytoplasm.